UAUUCAACUUUAUUCAAAGGGGAAGAAGAAGCAGCACGGUGUGAUUCGGAGUAUUUUUAGGUUCGAAGUUGUGUGCAAUUUACAGGCGUUGUAAAUUAAAAACUUGAAAAUGGCAGAAGACGAUAAGAGUAAGAAGAAGAAGAACAAGGCAUCGCUUGGCGAAAUUCAAAGGACGAUGAAGUGCGAGAUAGAACCCUCUAAGGUGGAGGUGAAGCUGGAAUGUAAGGAUUGGCCUCUAUUGUUUAAGAAUUUUGACAAAAUGCUGACACGUACAAAUCAUUUUACUCCCUUAACGAGUGGUUCUACUCCACUCAAUCGUAGUUUAUCAGAGUACAUAAAGUCAGGAUGUAUCAACUUGGACAAACCAUGUAAUCCAUCAUCGCACGAGGUGGUAGCUUGGAUAAAGAGGAUUUUAAAAGUGGAUAAGACUGGUCACUCGGGCACAUUGGAUCCUAAAGUAUCAGGAUGUUUGAUAGUUUGUAUAGAUAGAGCAACUAGAUUAGCCAAGUCGCAACAGUCUGCUGGAAAGGAAUAUGUUGCUGUCUUUAAACUCCACUCUGCGCCAGAAAGUAUUCAGAAGGUAAAGCACUCAUUGGAAAAAUUACAUGGCGCUCUCUUUCAAAGGCCACCAUUGAUAGCGGCGGUCAAAAGACAGCUUCGCGUUAGGACAGUAUAUGAGAAUGAAUUACUCGAUUUUAACAAAGAAACUAAUAUGGGAGUAUUUCGUGUUAGCUGCGAAGCUGGCUCAUACAUUAGAACCAUGUGUGUCCAUCUUGGCCUCUAUGUAGGGACUGGUGCUAAUAUGCAAGAAUUACGAAGGAUUCGUUCGGGUGUUCAAUCCGAAAAAGAUGCCAUGGUUACAAUGCAUGACAUUCUUGAUGCUCAAUGGUUAUACGAACAUCAUGGAGAUGAAUCUUAUUUAAGGAGAGUUAUAAAACCAUUAGAAGUGCUAUUAAUGAAUCACAAGAGAAUUAUUUUGAAGGACAGCGCCGUGAAUGCAAUUUGUUAUGGAGCAAAAAUAAUGCUGCCAGGCAUUAUAAUGUAUGACCAAGGGAUAGAAUUAAAUCAAGAAAUUGUAAUUGUAACUACUAAAGGCGAAGCUGUUGCACUUGCCAUAGCUUUGAUGACCUCUCCAACUAUGGCUUCUUGUGAUCAUGGAGUGGCUGCAAAAAUCAAAAGGGUAAUCAUGGAGAGAGAUGCAUAUCCAAGAAAAUGGGGUUUGGGUCCUAAAGCAUUGCAAAAAAGGCGUAUGAUUGAUGAAGGAACUUUGGAUAAACAUGGGAAACCAAAUGAAAAUACACCUGCUACUUGGUUACAAAAUUAUACGUACUAUUCUGCACAAGCAACGCCAGCAGUAGAAAUUAAGACGGAGAAGAAUGGUGAUGUUGGCUCUAGAAAAAGGAAAAGAGAAGAUGAUACAAAUAUUGAUACAACAAUGGAUACAACAAAUGUUUCUGUAAGACAAGAAGAAAUAUCGCCGGAAAUAUCAUCACCAAAAGAGAAAAAGAAAGAGAAAAAAGACAAGAAAAAGAAAAAAAAGGAAAAGCAAAACACGGAAGGUGAAGAAUCUAUGGUAGUGGAAGAAGGCGCUAGUGGGGAGUCUUCAGUAAAGGAAGAAAAAAGGAAAAAGAAGAAGAAAAAGGAUAAAAACCGAGAACCCACACCGAGUUAGAUGGAUUUUUUAUGCAAAAAUUGAUGCAAAAAAAAAUUAAUUGUUACAUAAAAUACAACAUUAUUUUCUUUUUCUUUAUAUGUUAGAUUCUCUAGCCUAAAAACCCAAUUUUAUAUGUUGUACAAAAAUUCCUCAAUUUAAUUAAUAUUUUAAGAGUAUAAAACAAACAAUUUUUUUAUAUUUAACUUUUUCUUUACGUUUGCUGACGCCUUAUUGCAUUUAUGUCAUUUUUUCAGAUGUAUGGAUUCCAAUGUAAAAUAUUUCAAAUUACAAUUUCUAAUUCUUAUCCUAAUAAGAUUGAUAAGAAUAAUUAAGAGAGUGUACUACUCAUAUAAUAUUUUUUUAUCAUGAUAAGAAUUAUAUAUUUUUAUGUAUAUCACUGAUAUAUAUUUUUAGUAAAAUGAAUGUUCUCUAUAACACAGGAAAUUAUAUAAAUUAUUAUUAUAUGGUAGUGUGAGAUCAUAGAUUCUAGAAAAAAUCUCAGAUGUUCCAUAUAAUUAAUCAAGAUUCCAAAUAUCUGUUAUGAUAAAUGUCACAUUUGAUAAACUCUUAUUUCACUGUAUAAUUCAAUAAUGCUUUUUUUAAUUCACUGUAUAUUACCUCAUUGUUAAUAUAUCUAUGAUGUAUGAA
Molecule: messenger RNA, 2302 nt
Organism: Nylanderia fulva
Lineage: Eukaryota; Metazoa; Arthropoda; Insecta; Hymenoptera; Formicidae
Gene: Nop60B
Product: dyskerin pseudouridine synthase 1 Nop60B
Biological process (GO): box H/ACA sno(s)RNA 3'-end processing; mRNA pseudouridine synthesis; rRNA pseudouridine synthesis
Cellular component (GO): box H/ACA snoRNP complex
Molecular function (GO): RNA binding; pseudouridine synthase activity
Source: RefSeq, a predicted model, not a curated record